Messenger RNA from Protopolystoma xenopodis, 822 nucleotides. The record is from the annotation of a GenBank genome assembly. NCBI's taxonomy places the organism in Eukaryota, Metazoa, Platyhelminthes, Monogenea, Polystomatidea, Polystomatidae.
AUGCCUAACAUUUGUCAACGUUGUACUCCUAAUUGUCGACAAGACUACGCGGUUAUGCCUGAGUUUAAGCUGCUGUCACGGAGUCCAGCCGCUAGUGUCACCGAGACCAGAAGUGGAUCGGAUAUAAAGUCUGCAUUUAGUGCGCCAUGGAGCUACUCUAGCGAGGGUAAAAGGCAAUCGCCAAUCCUAGUGCAUGUCUUCGAGUCUCAUCAAUACGCCUCUGCCACUUGUGCCCUCCCGACUGCUAAGGGGUGCUUCUCGGCUAUUUGGCAUAGCAACGACCUAUUGGCAGACUGCGCGAUCUACCGGUUUGUGGCAACUCUGGCCGGCCAUCUUGUCUCGGUCGUGCAGAAGACGAACAUCUCUUCUGCCCUCGGAAGAGAGCGUAUGCAAUGGCCGAUGAGCGUCAUCAAAACGGCCUACGAAUUGCCGCUUCCUGCGGCUGCAAGACUUGCCUACAGACGUCAACGUUGGCCUCCGAUCUGCUGCCCACCCCCAUUUGGCCCAAACUGUCCAGAGUCCACAGAACAGGUCGGCCGAGCCGCGGCAUCAGUCGCACCAAUUGGCCGCAGGCGAUUGGUCGACUUCUCCUUUCACUCAGACCGCAGUCGGCCAAUCAAACGGCUCUACCAGCUCGCAUGCGCAGGCGAUCGCUGUCGCGUGCAUCUCGUGGCCUAUCGGCCUGACAAAGUCGGCUUUGCGCAUCAGCCUCACUCUGCCUGCGACUGGCAGACAGGCGCACAGAGCCCCACAGACGGCCAGGCCGAGACUGGCAAGCCGCCGGACCAACCAACAGCCGCAUUCGCCCAACCGGCUCGUUGA